Messenger RNA from Colletotrichum aenigma, 312 nucleotides. RefSeq lists its product as uncharacterized. The record is from RefSeq and is a predicted model, not a curated record. The transcript is spliced from 2 exons. NCBI's taxonomy places the organism in Eukaryota, Fungi, Ascomycota, Sordariomycetes, Glomerellales, Glomerellaceae. Bases 1 to 312 code for a protein of 103 amino acids.
AUGACGAACGGCAACCCCAAGUCCCCAGCAAGGCAGCUAUCCAUCAACUAUGUCCUCGACUUUGUUAAUGGCAAUUAUUCAUACCCUGCUCGGGCAUCCUCAAACGCGCCCUUGACGACAAGACAGGCUCUUCGUGGUUCAAGCAGAGAAGUUUCAGAAUUACGCCCGAAGGGCAUCUCCAAAGCUCCUCCUACAUCAUCUCCCCCGCGGGGUAACACACCUUCAGGCUCUGGGUCUGUUGGGAGUUCGAGUUCAGCCUGGCGAAGACUGCCAUUUAGUUUCUCUCGCCGUUCGGCAGGGAGUUCCGGGUAG